GACACGACUCGCGAGGGAAGAGAGCGAGCAAGCGAGAGCGCCUCGCCCGCCACAAGCCCCUCCCCAGCGGAAGAGGGCGUCACCCGGCCUGGCACUGCAGGCGCCUGUGCUGCUGGGACGUCCCUCCUGCCGCCAUAGGCGGGGCUUCCCUUGUCACCUAUGCUCUUGGCGCCGCUGGAAGGCGGCACGGAAGGAAGGAGGUCACGUUGCCGUUUGGGGCGGCGCCAGUUGGCAGAGGGAAAACACUGGAGCGGGCGGCCGGGCGCUGUGCUGAAGAGCAGCAGGCGGGCGGGAGAUGGCGGACAACGACCCCCAAAGCGCCAGGGACCUCUCUCAGUUUGCAGAAAAUCUACUACAGCAGGUGCAUGAUAAUGUUCAAGUGUUGGCUGACAAAUUAGCGCUACGAAUGGAAGACAUGGGUGAGCGUAUAGAUGAUCUUGAAAAACACGUUAAUGGACUCUUGGCACAAGCUGGUGUAGAAAAUGCCAGUGAAGAACUAAGGCCCUGAAGACAUCAAGACGACGGGAAAAAAUCAUGUACUAUUCAAACUUGCAGUCUGUAAAUAGCUUCUUCAAUUAUACAGAAUUUAAUACAGUCAAUUUUAUUUUUAAAACUGUCUGUGAUGAAUAAGCUACCUUUGUACACAGUAGUAGCUGCAGUAGAAAAAGCUAUGAACAUCUGCAGAGGUUAUUCUUGCACUAAAGGAAAAAUUCUUAUUCCAACAAGUUUUCUCAAGAUUUAAAACUAGGUUUCAAUUCCAAGCAGACUCUUUAAUUAUAGUGUGAAUAAACUUACAAUCCUUGUU
Molecule: messenger RNA, 805 nt
Organism: Heteronotia binoei (common prickly gecko)
Lineage: Eukaryota; Metazoa; Chordata; Lepidosauria; Squamata; Gekkonidae
Gene: HSBP1L1
Product: heat shock factor binding protein 1 like 1
Exons: 4
Coding region: 296-508 (70 amino acids)
Biological process (GO): cellular heat acclimation
Cellular component (GO): nucleus; cytosol
Molecular function (GO): transcription corepressor activity
Source: RefSeq, a predicted model, not a curated record